AUGGGAGCUGUUGAAGGUUACAGAGUCGCUGGAAAUGGACCAUUGGGAGAAGCAGAGGACUUGCUUUACCCUGGUGGAAGUUUCGACCCAUUAGGCCCCGCUACCGAUCCGUUCGCAGAAUUGAAGGUGAAAGAGAUCAAGGACGAAAGGUUAGCUAUGAUCACUAUGUUUGGAUACAUUUUUCAAGCCAUUGGCACUGAAAAGGGACCAUUGGAGAAUCUUGCUGACCAUUUGGCCGAUCCGGUUAACAACAACGCAUGGGCAUUUGCCACUAACUUCGUGAGUUUAGUGAUCGAAUUGUGUGUAUUGUGUUUGUUGAAUGUGAUAUUCUUUGGUUCUUAA
Messenger RNA from Arabis nemorensis, 342 nucleotides. NCBI's taxonomy places the organism in Eukaryota, Viridiplantae, Streptophyta, Magnoliopsida, Brassicales, Brassicaceae. The record is from the annotation of a GenBank genome assembly.